This is a messenger RNA of Rosa rugosa (rugosa rose), 1402 nucleotides long. RefSeq names its product ubiquitin-conjugating enzyme E2 2-like. The coding region runs from base 290 to 1033 and encodes 247 amino acids. Gene Ontology annotation, biological process: DNA repair; proteasome-mediated ubiquitin-dependent protein catabolic process; protein polyubiquitination. The transcript has 5 exons. The record is from RefSeq and is a predicted model, not a curated record. Gene Ontology annotation, molecular function: ubiquitin conjugating enzyme activity. Lineage: Eukaryota; Viridiplantae; Streptophyta; Magnoliopsida; Rosales; Rosaceae.
UCAUUUUCCCCAUCAGUAGAACAAAAAGAAGGCAAAGUAAUUUCCCUUCCCGCCUCGUACGUUCCUUGAUCACCGUCCCGAUCGUAGACCACGACCCGAUUCGGACCCUCUUCGGAUCCCCACCUCUUGGCUAUUCGGAGCUCCAGGGUGUAGGGUUUAUGAACAGGAGAAAGGAUGGUUGCUUUGGUUGUGUUGCGUACUGAAACUGUUGAAUUGAAGUGAAAGUUUUGAUCUUUGAGCUGGGUUUUAGGGUCUUGAGCUUUAACUCAGGUGGUAGAGGACUGAACUGAUGAUGUUGACUCCUUCAAUCAAGACUCUGUCGAGGGAGUUGGAUAUGCUGCGGAUUGAAGAAGACCCGCCUCCGGGUGUGGGGAUGAGUAUGGUGCUACCUGACUUGGACAGAUUGCGGCUUGUACAAGACCCACCUGCUGGCGCGGAGAUUAGUAUGGUGCUCCCAGGUUUGGACAGAUUGCGGCUUGUAGAACACUCAACCACAGGCGGAGAGGAUGUUUUUGCAAGGCUAAAGAAAAAAGUGUCGGAUUACCCACCCCCGGGCGCAGAUUAUACUCGUGCAAGGUAUAGGCUGUUUAAAGAGUUGAAGAGGCUGCUACAAGACCCACCUGCAGGGAUCAGUGUGGUUCCCCCGGACUUCUACAAUUGCGAUAUAAUGUUGUGGAAUGUUGUUAUAGUUCCUCAUUCCUUGGAUUCUCCUUGGGAGGGAGGCGCAUUUAAGUUGACUCUUCAGUUUAGUGAGGAUUAUCCACUCAAACCACCAAUGGUGCGAUUUGUUUCUCAAAUGUUUCAUCCAAACAUUUCUGCAGAUGGAAUUAUGUCUUUUAAUAAUUUACUGGAUCGGUGGACUUCUAUAAAUGAUGUGGAAGAUAUACUCAAGUAUAUCCAGUCCCUAAUAUGUCAUCCCAACCCGAAGUGUCCUGCAAAUUCUGAAGCUUUCUACAUGUACUUCAGCGAGAACAGACUGGGGUACAACCGAAGAGUGAGGAUGAUCGUGGAUCAGAGUUGGAUGGCAGACUAGUAACUUCUUUAUGUUAAAAUCAGUAGCACUGUUAGUAUGAGAAUCAUUGUGCAAAUUCAUCAACAAUUUAUCCUCCAUGUAUAUCCAUGUUUUCCUCCCAGAUUAUGACUCUUAGAGUUUGUUUCUUAUUUCAAAGUAGACAUAGUAUUCGGUCUGGUAGAGUUUUGGUUCCACCACUGCUUUGCUUUCAUCUGUAUAUACAAGGGGAUUAAGACCUGAAUUGUACCUAUUAGUCCGGCAGCUUUGAAUCUGACUACAAUGUUGAAAUGACAAUCUGGUUACAAAGACUAAUCCUUUUUCUUUGUUAUCUGAUCUAGCCAAGAAAUGCUCAUUGUUAUAAGCCCAGAAAGGCCAAGUACCUUUCACUUU